Messenger RNA from Epinephelus lanceolatus (giant grouper), 3152 nucleotides. RefSeq names its product potassium voltage-gated channel, shaker-related subfamily, member 10a (gene kcna10a). Gene Ontology annotation, biological process: action potential; protein homooligomerization; potassium ion transmembrane transport. NCBI's taxonomy places the organism in Eukaryota, Metazoa, Chordata, Actinopteri, Perciformes, Serranidae. The record is from RefSeq and is a predicted model, not a curated record. Gene Ontology annotation, cellular component: voltage-gated potassium channel complex; membrane. Gene Ontology annotation, molecular function: delayed rectifier potassium channel activity; protein binding.
GGGUGACAGGACGCGCAGUGUGGUCAGUCGAUCCAGUGCGCACUAACCAUGAGUCCGGCACGGCCCGGAGCGCCAAACUUUCACCAACAACGCCCGGAAGUUUGUCGGAUCGCACUGAAGGUGUUGGAGGAAAUAAAGAAUAGAGGGCAAUUUCAGUUUGUCCUGUGACUUUAAGCGCUGCUGCUGCUGAAGACUGGAUGUUCUGGUGCUUUGCUGCUGAUUGUGGUGACUGAGCCUCCCAUCUGUGCACUUGCGUCUGUGUGUGUGAUUGUCUUAUCCUGGGGUCGCAAGGCUUUGCACUGGCUGAACCGCAGCCAUGGAGGUGGCCCUGGUAGACUUUGAGAGCCUGGAUGAGCUCGACGGGGAUCUUGAUGAGGUGGACACCUACGCUGAUGAGACCACAGCUCUCACGGUGGACAUGCCCCCAGAGCACAGCAGCCCAUGCAGCAACUACCUUAUCCGAGGCUCUCAGCUCCCCUCUACGCCCGUGCCCUCCCGCAUGUGGGAAUCCACCUCAUCUUCGCCCAUUUCACACAUGCAGACACAGACACUCGGAGUACCCCAGUCCCCAACCAUGCCAACUCCGAGCAGACAGGGGCGCAGCAGCUGCACCAGUAUGAUCUCCAACUGGAAACUGCUGCUAAACAGUGAGGGCACGAAGGAGAGUGAGACGAUCUUCAGCCGGCUCGCUAAGGAGUGCUGCGAGGAUCUGUUUGUAGAUAAACGAGGCCUGGAUGACGGAGACCAGAAAGUCAUCAUCAACAUCGCAGGCCUACGUUUUGAAACGCAGCUCAAAACUUUGGACCAGUUUCCUGAGACACUGCUAGGAGACCCUUUGAAGAGGAUGGACUACUUCGAUCCGAUGAGGAACGAGUACUUCUUCGAUCGGAACCGGCCCAGCUUUGACGGCAUCUUGUAUUACUACCAGUCAGGGGGUAAGAUCAGACGUCCAGCUAACGUUCCCCUGGAUGUGUUUGCAGAUGAAAUUGUGUUCUAUGAACUUGGAAGUGAGGCCAUGGAGCAGUUCAGAGAAGAUGAAGGAUUCAUAAAGGAUGUCGAUAUCCCUCUACCUAAUAAUGAUGUGUACAGGCAAUUCUGGCUGCUGUUUGAGUACCCAGAGAGCUCAAAUGCGGCCCGAGGUGUAGCACUGGUGUCUGUUUUUGUCAUUGUCAUAUCCAUCAUUAUUUUCUGUAUGGAAACGCUGCCAGAAUUCAGAGAUGACACCGACCCAAUUGUGCCCACAGCGAUAAAGCCUUUCAACCAGUCUAGAUUUUACAGUUCUGUGGCUCCAUCUGCUGCAAAGCCCACAACUUUCUCUGAUCCCUUCUUCUUCAUCGAGACUGCCUGCAUUGCUUGGUUCUUCUUUGAGCUGUGUGUGAGGUUUCUGGUCUGUCCUAGCAAAAAGGAAUUUUUCCACAACCUCAUGAACAUCAUUGACGUUAUAUCCAUCAUCCCUUAUUUUGUUACCGUGGUUACAGAACUGGUCACGACGCCACAAGAGAGCUCAGGACAGAACAUGUCUUUGGCCAUUCUGCGUAUCAUCCGUCUGGUCAGGGUGUUCCGUAUAUUCAAACUCUCUCGUCACUCCAAGGGGCUGCAGAUCCUGGGACAGACUCUGAAGGCCAGCAUGCGCGAGCUCGGCUUGCUCAUCUUUUUCCUCUUCAUCGGAGUCAUCCUCUUCUCCAGCGCUAUCUACUUUGCAGAGGUAGACGAGCCUAACACGCAGUUUGUCAGCAUACCUGAUGGCUUCUGGUGGGCUGUGGUUACCAUGACCACUGUAGGCUACGGGGACAUGUGUCCCAUCACCAUGGGGGGUAAAAUGGUCGGCACAUUGUGUGCCAUUGCAGGUGUGUUGACCAUUGCUUUGCCUGUUCCUGUCAUUGUAUCAAACUUCAAUUACUUCUACCACAGAGAGACGGAGGCAGAGGACAAGUUGCCCUUGGCAGAUGCUGUUGAACAAGCCAUGAAGACUGAAACAGACAGCAAAGAGGGCAGCAACACCUCGCUCAAUAAAGCCAAUGGAAUCUGGCAGACUGACAAGGGGAAAUAACUCUACAAGGACACAAUUCAGAAGGAGAGACUUUGCCACAAAGCAGGAGAAAAAUAAGACAAUAUCAAGGAAAUUAACUGCCUUGAUUUCCCUCAAACAAUGGUCUAAUGGGAUCAAUGAGAUAAAAAUGUUUGCGCCUAGUUAAAAAUAUUUUAUAAGGCUACACAGGAUGUACUGUACUUACCUCUUUUGUGUCUAAUUUGAAAAUGACACUUUGAAAAUAACCGAAAAGCUGAAGAAUUGAUUCAUGUUCAGGAUUGUACGUCAGCAUAUUUCAAGUUUUGGACUUUUAGUUGCAUAGAAACAGAAAUCCUUCAUUGUCAUAAUUCAGCAGUAUAUGUAUGUUUAAAGGAUUUUUUUUAUAAUUUUGGUCUUAUUUUCUUUAUUUUGUUAAUCCUAUUGCUCAUAACAUUUUGCACAUCAGCUCCACAGUUGAUAUUUUUGGCCACAAAACUUUAAAACAGUGUCUUCUGGGGCCAAAAAACAUCUUAUGCUGCUUUCACAUGACAUCAGGGAGACAGCGAACUAUAUUAUUUUAGUGAACAAGAGCAGGACAUUAGAAUUAGGUGAUGCUGCCAGAGAAUAUCACCAGUGGUGAUGGUAGACAUCAUUGCAGUUCAAAGUUAGACAUUUUUAACAUUCUGCUGUCCUCUGUGAUGGAAUUUACAACCAAGAGUUGGGUAGCUUCUUCACAGAAGGUGAAAACACAGGAAAUCUGCAAGUUACUAGUAUAAAAUAAACACAAAAUACAUUUAUUCAGUGUAAUUUUUUCUAUUCCUUGUAAACAACACAGCAUCACCAACGCAACAUAUCAUUGUGGAUGAUGUGUUUUACCAUCCUGCCAUUUUGUCAGACUGUUUAUUUUGUUUUUCCGGUGCUGUUUUACAUCUGCCAUCUGCCUGAUUCCAUGUGAACGCAUCAUUAGACAGGUUUAAAGCAGUACAAUUUGAUGAAUAAGGUAAAGAGAAAAGUUAAAUGUCAAAAUCCAAAUGUUCAUAUAACAAGGACUGUUAAUUGACCCUUUGCUAAGCCCUGCCCCUUUGUAAUGGUCCGGCAAGCUGUCGCAGUAAGCAUGGAACCCACACUGUAACUAACUGCACUC